Messenger RNA from Tripterygium wilfordii, 1135 nucleotides. RefSeq lists its product as uncharacterized. The transcript has 4 exons. Lineage: Eukaryota; Viridiplantae; Streptophyta; Magnoliopsida; Celastrales; Celastraceae. The coding region runs from base 344 to 1135 and encodes 263 amino acids. The record is from RefSeq and is a predicted model, not a curated record.
UUGCCAAAGCUUAUAAAUUUUUGAUCAAAUCCGAACACUUACACUUUCAACUGCACCAAACAGAAACUUCAAGGACCCUAAUCGCGCGAAGACAAGACGCCGGCUGAGGGAGAAGAAGCUAAGCAGUGGACCUGUCCAACAUUCCUCCCGCCGAGGGAGAAGAAGCUAACCAGUGGACCUGUACAACAUUCCUCCUUUUUUACCACCUUACAUCCGCUGUGCUCCAUCGCUCUGUCGCACUAUAUCGCCGAGGGCUCACUGGUGGUUUCAGUGUCUACGUUCUCUCCACUAUCUCUUUAAUUGCAGUCUCAUCUGAAAUUGUUACUGCACGUUCUAGAGAGCUAUGACAAACAGCGUCGUUGCUGGUUUGAUCUCUUCUAGGAUUAGGAGACUGUUUGAAAUCAUCCCCGAUUACUGGAUAAGUUCAUGGACUGAAAAGGAGAUCCGUUUAUUUGUUCUAAUCAACGUCUUUUUCCAGAUAGUGCUCUUGGUGUUGGGAAACAGGAGAAAAUACAAAAUUGGAAAUUGGAUUUCAAUCAUCCUUUGGCUCGUCCAAUCAUCAGUUAAUACAUUCACAAUUGCAUCAAUUAGCAUUAUCUCUAACGAUGAAUCAAGUCCAAAAUAUGAUAUGUUUGGACUUUGGGCGUCAUUUAUGGUAUUGCAUCUUGGUGGCACUCACACGAUUAGUGCAUACUCAUUGGAAGAUAAUGAGUUAGGGUUGAGGAGUGGGUUCGGGAGUUUGACCCAGUUAUUAGGAGUAGUCUACAUCUUCCUCGAGAUCUGGGGAGACACGACACUUAAUUUUAUUACUAUUCCAAUGUUGUUAGUUGGAAUAGUUAAAAAUGGAGAGAUGAUUUGGACUCAUUGGUCCAUGAGUGUUGAUCGCUUUCAAGCAUCUCUGCCUUCUCCUCCUAACCCUGGACCUAACUAUGCCAGAUUCAUGGUGGAAUAUUCAGCAAAAAUUGCUGAGGGAUUUAAUAUAUCAGUAGAGGAAGUUGAAGGUUCCACAUUGUUGUGUUACUCUCCAAAAUGUGAACCAAAUAACAUCGUUCCAGAUGCUUCCAUACUACGUGAUGGUAAUUAUUUGUUCAAUAUAUUUAAGCGAUUAUUUGCUGAUGAUUUCCUCACCUUCUAA